This is a messenger RNA of Neohortaea acidophila, 1617 nucleotides long. RefSeq lists its product as uncharacterized. Bases 1 to 1617 code for a protein of 538 amino acids. The transcript is spliced from 3 exons. NCBI's taxonomy places the organism in Eukaryota, Fungi, Ascomycota, Dothideomycetes, Mycosphaerellales, Teratosphaeriaceae. The record is from RefSeq and is a predicted model, not a curated record.
AUGGACUCGAUGCGGCAUCUUUCCACAUCUCUACCGAGCACGAGAAGGCGACAGGACCAGCCCGAGCUUCUCGGCGAUUUUCGAGCCGCCGCGCUUUCUGUAACUAAUCUUUACAAGAGCGCCGCCGCCUCCCAGGACAGAGCGAGAGCGGCGGGAUAUCAAGAUGCCCUGGAUGAUCUUUUGGCCUUUUUGGACCGGGGGAAUCUGGGCUUGAUGGAUGGCGAGGGAUGGCGAGUUCGACAAUGGGCGACUGAGAGACUCGAUGACGGCGCGCAGAAGCCGGCCGCGAGCGAUGACGAGGAGGAACCCGUGCAAGAGGAGCAGAAGAAGGCCGCAGCAGUGCCGGCACCUUCCAGCGAACCCACCGAUGCCGCCGUGCCCCCACGACGCAUCGCUGUAUCCGAACCUCCACAAGCACCUCUCCAAGCUCAAACACCUCCGCCUCCGCCCCACGCAAACCCAUACGCAUCAGUGCCAUCGAUAGACGACUUUACCUUCCGCUCAUCCCACGCAUAUCCCACCAACCACGACAGAGGGCAGAUCCAGCAGCAGAGUAUGGACCUCGACGCUACCACGCCCACCACUAGCACCCCACCCAGUACCGAGAGCGUGCGCAUAAUAUCGCGACCCGCUAGAGGCAGACACUCCAAUCACCAGAGACAACGCUUAAACGGAGCCUCGGCUGUUAGUCUUAACCUUGCCGGCGCGGCAGGCAGCAAGCGCAAAUGGCCUUACCAGGACUUCUUCGACAUCUCCGGCUUGAAUGGAUUGGAUGGGAAAGACGGCAAGGAAGGUGGAGAUCUCCACGGCAAGGUCGCUCUGGUCACCGGUGCCUCACGAGGUAUCGGGCGCGCCACCGCCUUGAAUCUCGCCAGUCGCGGCUGCUCCAUCCUCGGCACCUGCUCCAACGCUCAAUCUCUACAUCUCAUCGACACGCUGUCCCACCACAUCUCUGAGCUCUACAGCGGAAGCAUAGGCCUUACAUCACCCGUGGUCUUAGGCAUCGAAGCUAACAUCCUCGAAUCCACGACUACGCCGGCAAAGAUCGUUGAUGCCCUGGACCGCCAUUUCAACGGCCACUUGGAUAUCUUCAUCAAUAAUGCUGCUGCAGCGGACGCCCAGAAAAUCGGCGAGUUGACGGACGGCCAUAUACGGGAUAGUUUGACUGGCAACAUUGAGUUCCCCGUCAGGAUGGUGGAGGAGCUGGUGAAGAGGAAGUCUUUCCGGCCAAACUCACGCAUCAUCUACAUCUCAUCGGUCAGAGCGAGGAAGGCGUGGGCAGAUCAGUCGAUGUACAUGGCCACAAAAGCAGCAGGCGAAGCUCUCUGCCGCUCGUGGGCCGAUGCGUUCGGCGGAAAACACCCACAAUACGCUUUCAUGGCCGGCACAACGGCCAAUGCCCUCAUGGUGGGCUUGACGAAAACCAAUGCAGUCUACGACAUGCCGGCAGAGGUGGUGAAGGUGUUUGAAGACGAGUUCCUGCCGGGCCAGAGCAUACCACGCGUAGGCCUGCCGGAGGAUGUGGCGGACGUGGUGGGCUUGCUUUGCAGGGAAGAGGCACGGUGGAUCUCGGGCAGCGUGGUCGCUGCUGAUGGUGGUGGGAUUAAGAUCUUGUAG